Messenger RNA from Saccoglossus kowalevskii, 801 nucleotides. Its product is annotated as histamine N-methyltransferase-like. Lineage: Eukaryota; Metazoa; Hemichordata; Enteropneusta; Harrimaniidae. The record is from RefSeq and is a predicted model, not a curated record.
ACCGCAAUGGAAUAUGGGCUCAAAACUAGGGAGGAUAAUUAUGAAGAGGAAGCAAAUAACCUGAUUGCCAAUAUGCAAAUACACCUAUCUUCGGAAGUGCAUGUACUGGCCAUUGGAUCUGGAAAUGGUAGUGCAGAUGAAUACUUUAUCAAUGCACUGGUGGCGAAAUAUUCCAAAGUACGAUAUUGCGUCGUUGAUCCAGCGAAGGAACCUCUAGAGAAAUUCAAAGUUUUGGUUCAGUCUCAUGAGAGCAAGUGGGACAAUGUUAGCUUUGAGUUCCAUGCACAGGAAAUCAAUGAUUAUCUGAAAGACCGCAAUACUGUAGAGAGAUAUCAUCUCAUUCAUAUAUGUAAUGCUGUGAAUUGUUUUAGAGACGGGAGAAAAGUUGUGUCCGAGUUAUGCAAUGAUCGUUUAUAUGACAAAGGAAUUAUUCUAAUUAGAGUGAUUGGAGGAGGAUGGGAGAAAUGUAGAAGGAACUUCAGGAGAUAUUUGUAUGACCCAAAUAAAAACCUACUUGGAGCAACAAUGGUAGAGGAGUUCCUGAGACAUGAAUCAAAAUUAGCGGUCGUCAAAAAUAUCAAACGAUAUGUACCAAUUACUGCCACAAAAUGUUUUGACGAGACCUCUGACGAUGGAAAUAAAUUGCUAGAUUUUUUUCAUCAGAAAUUAGAUUUUAGAAAAUCGGUGCCUAAAGAUGAAAUCAUAACCCUACUGUCUUUCUUGAAAGACAAGUGCUGCGAGGUUGUUGGUGAUGAGGUCAUAUUUGAUGCUACUGAAUGUGAUAUUAUAGGCUCUAAGUAG